UUCCCUACAGCACACCGAUUUAUCACUCAAAGAAAUUCCAGUACGACAUUACAUAUGGAUUAGACGCCAUUCGCAAAGCUGGACUGGUGGUGCAGGUCCCGCACCUAUACGGGCACCGAGAGUCCGGUACUCUAUCGUUUCCCAACAUUUGAACUACUCCAGCAAUCGGGCUCCCGUGCCACACUUUCCACUAUUCUGUAAAAACGUAACCUAAGCCUGAGAAGAGACUACGCAUGAAACGGACAUGCAAUCUAUGAGAGUAAUUACGGUAAAUACCAAAUGCCCACCCCGACAGAAUAUUUCGUGAGAAACCAUUGUUUCCAGACAUAUGUAACCUGUUCAUUUUCCACCAAAACGCAGACGUAUAAAACAGACACACUAGCGGCUACUGAAACAGCAAAUUGUCCAAACGGUUUAGCUUUGUCAUUCCUAAUUCACAUUGCUCACAACGUUUCCAUAUCAAUGAUAUUUGAGAGGGUCGCUGUGAUAUUUGCAUAUAGCCAGUGUGCUAGCUACAAUGUCUAAUUCUGCGGUUUUUCAAACACAGUUAGCUUCCGUUAUUGAUACGAUGGCAAAAACUGCCAUUACACAGAUUGUCAAACUAGUAGACGACUACUCUGCUAUUUUACGGUGGGAAAUGUACCGAAGCCAGAGUGAAAACGAAGGACUGAGGAAAAAAUUAGAAGCAAUGGAGAAUGAGAGCCUGAUGACCCGCGGAGAGAGUACAGCCGGAGCUCUAGAUGAUACUGCGAACGACCGCUCUGCCGGAACUCCAAUUAGCGAUACAUCCCGUGGGCCAGGCGCGAGAAAGGUCGCAGAGUUUGACGGUGGGAACGCCCUCUUUCCGGGUGAAGGCUUUGCGAAUCAGGUUUGCGAUGGGAGGGGAGAUGGGGAGCGACCGUACGGAGGAGAAACUGCGGUGCACAAUGCUUUCCUGAAGGAUGAGCCUGCAGUGUUGUCGGCCAAUGAGCCGGAGUUGCUUAUUAUCAAGCAGGAAGGACCUGAGGAAGAAUUCAGGAGCAGCGAUGCAGGAGGACAGCGGGAGGCUGGCCAGGACAGGACGUGGGAAGAACAGGGAACCUUGCAGUGCCCCACCCUCCCUGUUUCCAGGAAACAGGCUCCUGAGCAGCACUGUGAGGAGGAGUGGGUGGGGCAUUACCCACCAGGAGAGGGCGCCGAGGAGCUGCCACACGCACACAGGACCGGACCCUGCGGGGACCAGAUCAGCGGCUUUCAGUCCGCGAGGCGCAAGCCCGAAAUACAUGGGGUGCAGAACCCCAGGGUAUAUGGGGGCUGUGAGCAGAACGGGGGGAGUCUGGCCAGCCUGCACUCUGAGUUCAGAAUGUAUGACAGGGCCGGUGCACACAGUAGUGACACAGAGGCGGAUGAUCUGGCAUUCUGUUACACUAUGCACCAGCAGGGGGCACUGCAGGCAUACGGACCCACAGGAGAGCAGCCCGCUCUGAACAAGGGCACAGCGGAGUCAAACCCGGAGUCGAACCCGGGCACCCCAGGGAGGACCCCGAGGGCAGAGAAACAGCUCAGUUGCAUGUACUGCGGGAAGUCUUUCCCAUAUUUAAGCUACCUCAAAAGACACCUGCAAAAUCACACGGGAGAGAGACCCCACAGGUGCACCCAGUGUGGCAGGUGUUUCAUUCGCCGCAGCCACCUGGUCCGACACCAGCAGGUGCACACUGGAGUGAAGCCGUUUGACUGUGCACUCUGUGGAAGGAGAUUCGCUCGUUUGAGUCACCUAGACAGACACCUGAGUACUCACGUUUGAGGUUUAAGGAAAAUAAUUUCAAAUGUAAGCAAAUAUCCAAAACACAAAAAUGAGAUGCCUGAUUCAUGACGCACAGAAACUCACUGAAGAGGAAAGCAGCUGUUGAAGUCUAAUUUCCUGAAAUCUGUUGGGUAGUAGAGGAAGACUUUAAAGCUGUGUAGUGCCUUCUCUCUUUCUCUCUCUUCUCUUCCCUUCUUUUGUUUUUUAUGGGGGGAUUUGUUUUAUGGGGAUACAGUUGUUGGCUCUGCUAUGCUUAUGGCAAAAAUAGAUGAAACACCAUAA
Anguilla anguilla (European eel) is the source of this 2065-nucleotide messenger RNA. Its product is annotated as zinc finger protein 316-like. The transcript is spliced from 4 exons. Gene Ontology annotation, molecular function: RNA polymerase II cis-regulatory region sequence-specific DNA binding; DNA-binding transcription factor activity, RNA polymerase II-specific. The coding region runs from base 518 to 1783 and encodes 421 amino acids. Gene Ontology annotation, biological process: regulation of transcription by RNA polymerase II. The record is from RefSeq and is a predicted model, not a curated record. NCBI's taxonomy places the organism in Eukaryota, Metazoa, Chordata, Actinopteri, Anguilliformes, Anguillidae.